Molecule: messenger RNA, 3363 nt
Organism: Scomber scombrus (Atlantic mackerel)
Lineage: Eukaryota; Metazoa; Chordata; Actinopteri; Scombriformes; Scombridae
Gene: coro1b
Product: coronin, actin binding protein, 1B
Exons: 12
Coding region: 439-1962 (507 amino acids)
Biological process (GO): cell migration; actin filament organization
Molecular function (GO): actin filament binding
Source: RefSeq, a predicted model, not a curated record
CAUCCGGUCUGGCUCAGCGAGGAACCUGGAUGGAAACAACAGAUAUCCCUCUUGACUGCUGCGCGUCUUUGACACAUCCUGUCGUGAGCGGAAGUGUCUGGGAUAUUCCGUUCAGUUCAUCCAUCCAAAACAGUCGUUUGUAAAAAAAAAAAAAAAAAAAAAAAGGAGACGGGGCCAGCUCGGUCUACAUCUCUUCCCACACCAACACCAACACCAUCACCAUCAUCUUCAUCAGCUUGGCUCACCAUUUACACAUCUAGCAGCACGGGACAUGCGCUCUCAGGUCUGCGCAAUCGACGUGAACGCCUGCUCGGACACGGAAAAGGAUUAAGUUACUGCUACUGCUGCCCGAGGAUUAUUUUAUUGGCCUCCUGUCACGCCCGAGUCUGUCCGUGGUGAUCCUUUUUCCAAUUAAGAGAGAUCGCUCAAAAGUCAGAUAUGUCUUUCCGGCGAGGUGUGGUUAGGCAGAGCAAGUUUCGCCACGUCUUCGCCCAGGCGUGGAAAGCCGAGCACUGCAUCGACGACGUCCGAGUGUCCCGUGUGACGUGGGACACUCAGCUCUGUGCCGUCAACCCCAAAUUCAUCGCUGUCAUUGUGGAAGCCGGUGGAGGAGGGAGCUUCCUCGUCGUUCCGAUCAACAAGAGCGGCAGGAUCGAUCAGUCCUGUCCCACAGUGUGCGGCCAUGCAGCGCCGGUGCUCGACAUCCAGUGGUCUCCUCACGAUGACAACAUCAUCGCAAGUGCCUCAGAAGAUUGCACAGUAAAGCUGUGGCAGAUCCCAGAUGGGGGCUUAACAAGUCCCAUGACCGAGCCCAUUGUGACCCUCGAGGGACACAGUAAAAGAGUGGGCAUCCUGGCUUGGCACCCAACUGCCUUCAACAUCCUCCUAACUGCAGGCUGUGAUAACGUGGUGUGUGUGUGGAACGUGGGCACGGGGGAGCUUGUGUACCAGCUGGGCGAUGCUCACCCAGACCUGAUCUACAGCGUCAGCUGGAAUAAGGAUGGAAGUGCCGUGUGUACAGUCUGCAAGGACAAAGCCCUGCGCGUCAUUGACCCACGAAGAGGCACUGUGCUAAAGGUGAAGGAGAAGGUCCAUGAUGGCACCAGACCAAUGAGAGCAGUGUUCCUCUCAGAUGGGAAGAUCCUGACCACAGGAUUCAGCCGUAUGAGUGAGAGACAGAUGGCCCUGUGGGAUACAAAAGAUCUCUCUGAGCCAAUGGCUGUACAGGAGAUGGAUACAAGUAACGGGGUUCUUCUACCCUUUUAUGACCCUGACACAAACAUGGUGUAUCUAUGUGGAAAGGGGGAUUGCACCAUCCGGUAUUUUGAAGUGACAGAUGAAUCCCCAUAUGUUCACUUCCUCAGCUUAUACAGCAGCAAGGAGCCUCAGAGAGGUGCAGGCUUCCUGAGUAAAAGAGGUGUGGAUGUCAACAAGUGCGAAAUCGCCAGAUUCUACAAACUGCAUGAAAGGAAGGUUGAACCCAUUUCUAUGACUGUACCACGAAAGUCAGAUCUGUUCCAGGGAGACCUUUACCCCGACACUGCUGGCUCGGAGCCCGCUCUCCUGGCUGACGAGUGGAUCGCUGGGCAGGAUGCACAGCCCCUGUUGGUCUCCCUGAGUGGCGGGUACUCGGCUCCUCCAUCUAAGCACAGAGACCCCCUCAGGGGUAAGCCCAAGCUUGUCUCACAGGACUCUGGGACCGGGGCACCUUCAGCAGCCAAUGCAGCAGCCCCAGCGUCUACAUCUACCAUCGCUGCCAAGGAGACAGAAGAAGAGGUGCCACAGCCAAGAGUAGCCACGAGAGAGACAGAUGGAAAUACUGACAGAACGAAGAGAGAAGACGACGUGUUGAACGAGAUAUUGGCAGAAAUGAAAGCCCUGCGUGCUGUCGUUCUCGCUCAGAGCCAGAGAAUCGAGUUGCUGGAGAGGCAGCUGGCUAGGAUCGAGGAUGGAGAUGUAUGAGCAAGGAGGACAACCACUACAUUCAGAGGGCAUUCUUACUAAAUCAAUAGAAUAUAGCCUUACUAGAAACAACAGUACCUUAAGCUGUGUGAGUGGGGGAAUGUAGUGUAGGGUAACGACUACAACUCGGUCAACCAUUGUGUCGUAAAAUGAGACCACAAUUUGUUUCUGUGAUUCUUCUUACAGACUGUGGCAGAGAUUAGAGUGUCAUCUGCAUAGAGUGGUUUCUGUCAUAUGAAGGAGUAUUGUAGCAGUUAUUUGGUGCAUAUAGUGCAGCUUUGCAAAAAUCCAUGUUUAUUUUGAAGGGCUAUGGCACCACGGGCUCAAAUUGCUGCAGAAAGUAGUAACAAGCAGCAUUAUAUUAAAGCAAAUGAAGGAUAACAUAAUAUAGCAAAGCGAUUAAGUACCUCCAAUAUGAUUUUUUUCUUUUCUCUGAAGCACUCAAAUGUAACCAUUAGGGCUAUAUAAUCAGGUAGUUAAAGCUGCUAAACUGUGAUAUAUCAGAUCCCAACUGUUGAACCAUUGUGUAACUUGUGCUUUGUACUUUAUUAAUUUCAUUAAGAUACCAUCUGUAAGGUUAUCGGUAGGAAAAAUCUUCUGAUACACAAAUCAUGACUUUGACCAUGAGAAUUGUGUGAAUGAUAGCCAAUGAGAGUGUAGUUGAAUAUUUAUGUGUACUGUAACUCUGUGUAGUCUUUGCAGUAAAUGAAAUGGUAACACUUGUGAUUUUGUACCUCACGUUGUCGCGAGAGAAUAGCGGCUUCGUGAAGUUUUCUGUAACAUUCCUGAGGCACGAUAAUUGUCCUCUGGAAUCUCUCUUCAAAUUUUUCUGCUUUUUUCCUCUCUUUGGCAUGUGUGGAAAGGCUGCUUUACCACAUACCCCCAAAAGAACCAGGAUUUUGACUGCGUAUUUACCAUGCAGUGCCCUGUACAGUACUUGACACUUCUACGCCUUUUUUCAAAGUGUAAGCAGUGUUCACAGGGCACAAGUUGUGCUGCAUACAAACACUAGUUCCUGUGCAAUUUCACAAAUACACACUAGACUUAUUCAGAAAACCAUUUCAGAAAAGUGCAGCUGCAAAAAAGAGGAAGUUACAAUGAAAAGUGAAACAUUUUUUAUUGUUUGCAAUUGUAUUGUUGUUAAAAGAUAGAAAGCUCUUUUAGAGUUUUGUUGGUUUCUGGGGUUUUGUGGGGUUUUUGCCAUUACAUUUAGAGGCAUAUAUUUGUUACCUACCCAUUAGUCGAUUGUAGUGUAACUAUGGUACAUUCCACAUCAAGCUUAACCUUUAUUACUUAGGUAAUUUAUAUUUCUUUAUGCACUGACCUCUUAAUACUUUAUCUCUGUGGUUGUAAAACCAGUAGCAGGUCAAAUGAGACUGCAAUGUGAAAACUCAAUAAACA